Rhododendron vialii is the source of this 3135-nucleotide messenger RNA. RefSeq names its product transcription factor EMB1444-like. The transcript is spliced from 11 exons. Gene Ontology annotation, molecular function: DNA-binding transcription factor activity; protein dimerization activity. The record is from RefSeq and is a predicted model, not a curated record. Gene Ontology annotation, biological process: regulation of DNA-templated transcription. Bases 849 to 2840 code for a protein of 663 amino acids. Lineage: Eukaryota; Viridiplantae; Streptophyta; Magnoliopsida; Ericales; Ericaceae.
CCCUGCGCACCCUGCUCUCUCUCUCAUCGACCAAGCUGCUCUCUUCUGUAUAUAUAAUGGAAGUUUCAAACUCAAACAACUGCGAAUUCUGUUAGCUCUCCUUCGCAUACACUGCUGACUGCACUCUCUCUCUCUCUCUCUAGAAAGUAAAGCAACGAGACCUCUCGUCGUCAAUGUCGUCGGACAUAAGUUAAUUUUGUGAAUUUUCUGUUCUUCUCAUUCAAACACUCGCCUUAGGGCUUUUGAAAAAAGACUCCAAAUUUCCAUAAAUUCUACCACUUCUGGAGUUCAAUGGCGGUUGUUUUGAUUUGGAGUAGUCCGUGUAGCGUUCCUAGUAGCUGAUUUCAUGAGUUUGAUAGGUCACGUGGGUCAGUGAACUCUUUCAAGAUCUUAGCUUUUUUGUUUUUUUCUUUGCCUUAAAGUUUUAUUUUCAAGAUUUCCCCUAGGGUGUCGAAGGACUUGAUUUUUUCAAACAAUUCCAACGGUUUCUUUGAAUUUGAUGGCGAUAUGUCACGAGGGCUUAAUUGGAACUGAUUUCACGAGUUUAAUAAGUUACUUGGGUUGCUGAGCUCUUGCAAGAUUUUGGAUAUUUUUUUCCUGUGUUCGGGUUUUAGCUUGUGUUGUUUGAGUGAGGUUAUGGGGUUGGAGGAUCUGUUGCUUUUUCAGACGGCGGGACCGCCAAUAAAGCGGCGAGCAGGGUUGCGAAGGAAGCAGGCUGGUAGAGGUUCUUACAGAGGUAGCUAGGCUAGAGGUGGAGGUGGUGGUGAAUUCAGUGGGAAUUAGGGUUUUUUUUUUCAGUGACGAGUGGUUAGGGGAAUUGGAUUAACGUUCUUUUGAAUAUAGACCAGAUGGGUACUCACUUACACCAAGCACUCAGGGCCCUUUGUCUCAACACUGACUGGAAGUAUGCUGUCUUUUGGAAACUCAAACAUCGAGCUCGAAUGGUGCUGACUUGGGAGGAUGCUUACUAUGACAACCACGAGUUAUAUGGUCCUCCGGAAAACAUGUGCUUCCCUGGAAUGGGGGAUAACUUGAUUGAUUGGCAUUCACGUGAUCCUCUUGGGUUAGAGGUGGCAAAGAUGUCAUGUCACGUUUACUCUCUUGGUGAAGGGGUUAUUGGAAAGGUGGCAGUUACUGGAAAGCAUACGUGGAUUUUUGCAGAUAACUGUGUGACAGAUUCAUGUUCACCAUUUGAGCAUUAUGAUGGGUGGCAAACUCAGUUUUCAGCUGGGAUUAAGACUGUUGUGGUGGUGGCUGUGGUUCCGCACGGCGUUGUACAACUUGGCUCUAUGAAUAAAAUCCCUGAGGACUUGAAGCUAGUAAACCAUAUCAGAGAUGCCUUCUUUGCAGUUCAAGAUUCGCAAAUGGGGUGUACUCCUUGCAUAAUUCAGAGUACUCUGGGGCCUUCCUCUUCCUCAUGUCUGUCAAAUAUAUCUACGAUAAGUUCAGGAUCUGGAAAUUUUCAUGAUUGCGUAAGCAACAUUGGUAUACCUGUGAACAAGGAGAAGAGUCGGAAGACUAUAAUAAGGUCUCGCACAUCUUCCUCAAUUACAAACCUUGCUGAUUUUUCUUUCAUUCAACCAUCGCCUGGUGAUUUGCUAAAGAAGACAGUUGAAGCAAGCAGUAAGGAUGGAGGACUUGAAUUAUCAACAUUAGGGGGUCAUGUAAGUAGCAACCUACUACAAGCAAGUCCCGAAUUUUACUUUUCAGAGCAGCAGAAAUAUCAGAAUGACAUGCAAGUUCAGGAUGUUUUGGAAAAUACCAUAGAUUUCCCUACAGAAAUUGAUAUUUUGAAGUCAUUGAAAACACCAUUCAAGUUUUCUACUGACUGUGAGCUGUAUGAAGUACUUGGGCCAGCUUUUCAGAAACAGAAUAGUUCUUGUGAUUGGGAGUCAGAAAAGACUUUUACCGAAAAAACUAUUGAGAUGCCAGAUGGAAUGGACUGUAGUAGCCUGUUGACAGGAGAAACUGGCUCAGAGCAUCUUCUAGAAGCAGUGGUGGCUAACGUUGUCCGUAGUACAAGUGAUGAUAGAAGUGAAAAAUCAUUAUAUAGUUCGCCAAAGUCCCUGUUGACUUCUGAAAAAAUGCCACAGCCAACGUGUGAUAAGGUUACUGUUAGUGCAGUUGGGUAUUCAUAUGACCAAUCUUUUGUAGAAAAGGACACAUUGCACUCCUUGGGCUCUGAGUCUUUUGGUGUGAGCUCUUCAAUGGGCUUUUCGUCAAGGAGUCAUAGUGCAUUUAGUGAGCAGCUGAACAGUGCACAAGAACCAGCUAAGGGCAAUAAGAAGAGGGCUAGACCAGGUGAAAAUGGUAGGCCGAGGCCAAGGGACAGACAAUUGAUCCAAGAUCGUAUUAAGGAGUUGAGAGAGCUUGUGCCCAAUGGAUCAAAGUGCAGUAUUGAUUUACUUCUGGAGCGCACAAUCAAGCAUAUGCUCUUUAUGCAAAGCAUCGCUAAGCAUGCUGACAAACUAAGUAAAUGCGUAGAGUCAAAGUUGCACGACAAAGGAACAAGUUUAGGAGGCUUACCCGGAUAUGAUCAGGGUUCAAGCUGGGCAAUGGAAGUGGGAAGUCACCUGAAAGUUUGCCCUAUAAUGGUAGAGAACAUUAACGUGAAUGGGCAAAUGCUGAUUGAGAUGUUGUGUGAGGAAAGUGGCCAUUUUCUUGAGAUUGCAGAAGCCAUCAGGAGCAUUGGUCUAGCGAUUUUGAAAGGUGUAGCGGAAGCUUUUGGGAAAACAACACGAAUGAGUUUUGUGGUUGAGGGGCAGAAUAACAGAAGCAUGCAUCGGAUGGAUGUGUUGUGGUCACUUGUGCAGAUAUUGCAACCCAAGACAACGGUUUAGCAGCUAUGACAAAUACUGAACUGAAAAUCAAAUCAAGCGCAGAAGGUAGAGGCUUCCAUGUGGAUUCUGAAGAUAUUAGGAGUUUGUCGCCCCUAUAUAAGUUGAUAACCAUGUAAAGAUUUGCCUUUUCUUUUUUGCUGUUGUGUGUGGAGAUGGUAUCUUGUUCUUUUUUGGUUUUGUGUUUUUUUAUCUGUGUUGUUUUGUGUACCACGGAUUUUUUUUGACCUUGUUUGUCCUCUUGGAUCAAUUUUUGAGAGGCAUGGUAAUUGCAUAUCGUUUUUUACCAGCAAUUUAA